AUGGCCAUGGUGAGCGGGGGCUGGGGGAGUCCGAACGGCGAGACCACCGGGCUGGGGGAGAAGGCUUACCUGCGGAGGGGGGAGGAAGAGGACGGCUCUCCCCGGGCGGGCAGCAGUGAUGUGGACGUUGCGGAGGAGGACAGGUCGUGUGUGGUGGACUGCGUGGUCUGCGGGGACAAGUCCAGCGGGAAGCACUACGGCGUGUUCACCUGCGAGGGCUGCAAGAGCUUCUUCAAACGCAGCGUGAGGAGGAACCUGAGCUACUCCUGCAGAUCAAACCGAGAAUGCCAAAUAGACCAGCACCACCGCAACCAGUGCCAGUUCUGCCGCCUCAAGAAGUGCUUCAGAGUGGGCAUGCGCAAAGAAGCGGUGCAGCGAGGCCGGGUCCCCUCUGCACACUCUGGGGUCAGUCCUCUUGGGGCAGCGGUAGGGGCUCCGGGCGGGGGGCACAUGGGGCCCGACUUCUUCAACGGUCAGCCAGUGUCCGAGCUCAUCUCCCAGCUGCUGCGCGCAGAACCGUACCCCAGUGGCCGUUUCAGCGCCCCCUAUGGCCAGGCCCAGCUGCAGGGCUCCGGGGGGGGGUCCGUCAUGGGCAUCGACAGCAUCUGUGAGCUGGCUGCACGCCUCCUCUUCAGCACCAUCGAGUGGGCCAGGAACAUACCCUACUUCCCCGAGCUGCCGGUGUCCGAGCAGGUGGCGCUGCUGAGGCUGAGCUGGAGUGAGUUGUUCAUCCUCAAUGCGGCCCAGUCUGCGCUCCCCCUGCAUAUGGCGCCGCUGCUGGCUGCGGCGGGCUUCCACUCCUCGCCCAUGUCGGCCGAGCGCGUGGUCUCCUUCAUGGACCAGGUUCGGGUCUUUCAGGACCAGGUGGACAAGUUGAACCGGCUGCAGGUGGACACCGCCGAGUACAGCUGCCUGAAGGCCAUCGCCCUCUUCUCACCCGCAGACCUGCUCCAAAGAGACCCCAGACUCGCUCCAAAGAGACCCCAGACCUGCUCCAAAGAGACCCCAGACCUGCUCCAAAGAGACCCCAGACUCGCUCCAAAGAGACCCCAGACUCGCUCCAAAGAGACCCCAGACCUGCUCCAAAGAGACCUCAGACCUGCUCCAAAGAGACCCCAGACUCGCUCCAAAGAGACCCCAGACCCGCUCCAAAGAGACCUCAGACCUGCUCCAAAGAGACCCCAGACUCGCUCCAAAGAGACCCCAGACUCGCUCCAAAGAGACCCCAGACUCGCUCCAAAGAGACCCCAGACCCGCUCCAAAGAGACCCCAGACCUGCUCCAAAGAGACCCCAGACUCGCUCCAAAGAGACCCCAGACCCGCUCCAAAGAGACCCCAGACUCGCUCCAAAGAGACCUCAGACUCGCUCCAAAGAGACCCCAGACCUGCUCCAAAGAGACCCCAGACUCGCUCCAAAGAGACCCCAGACCCGCUCCAAAGAGACCCCAGACUCGCUCCAAAGAGACCCCAGACCUGCUCCAAAGAGACCCCAGACCCGCUCCAAAGAGACCCCAGACCUGCUCCAAAGAGACCCCAGACUCGCUCCAAAGAGACCCCAGACCCGCUCCAAAGAGACCCCAGACUCGCUCCAAAGAGACCUCAGACUCGCUCCAAAGAGACCCCAGACCUGCUCCAAAGAGACCCCAGACUCGCUCCAAAGAGACCCCAGACCUGCUCCAAAGAGACCCCAGACUCGCUCCAAAGAGACCCCAGACUCGCUCCAAAGAGACCCCAGACCCGCUCCAAAGAGACCCCAGACUCGCUCCAAAGAGACCCCAGACUCGCUCCAAAGAGACCCCAGACCUGCUCCAAAGAGACCCCAGACUCGCUCCAAAGAGACCCCAGACCUGCUCCAAAGAGACCCCAGACUCGCUCCAAAGAGACCCCAGACCCGCUCCAAAGAGACCCCAGACUCGCUCCAAAGAGACCCCAGACUCGCUCCAAAGAGACCCCAGACCUGCUCCAAAGAGACCCCAGACUCGCUCCAAAGAGACCCCAGACUCGCUCCAAAGAGACCCCAGACUCGCUCCAAAGAGACCCCAGACCUGCUCCAAAGAGACCCCAGACUCGCUCCAAAGAGACCCCAGACCUGCUCCAAAGAGACCCCAGACUCGCUCCAAAGAGACCCCAGACUCGCUCCAAAGAGACCCCAGACUCGCUCCAAAGAGACCCCAGACUCGCUCCAAAGAGACCCCAGACCUGCUCCAAAGAGACCCCAGACUCGCUCCAAAGAGACCCCAGACCUGCUCCAAAGAGACCCCAGACUCGCUCCAAAGAGACCCCAGACCGCUCCAAAGAGACCCCAGACUCGCUCCAAAGAGACCCCAGACUCGCUCCAAAGAGACCCCAGACUCGCUCCAAAGAGACCCCAGACUCGCUCCAAAGAGACCCCAGACUCGCUCCAAAGAGACCCCAGACUCGCUCCAAAGAGACCCCAGACUCGCUCCAAAGAGACCCCAGACUCGCUCCAAAGAGACCCCAGACUCGCUCCAAAGAGACCCCAGACUCGCUCCAAAGAGACCCCAGACUCGCUCCAAAGAGACCCCAGACUCGCUCCAAAGAGACCCCAGACUCGCUCCAAAGAGACCCCAGACUCGCUCCAAAGAGACCCCAGACUCGCUCCAAAGAGACCCCAGACUCGCUCCAAAGAGACCCCAGACUCGCUCCAAAGAGAGACCCCAGACUCGCUCCAAAGAGACCCCAGACUGCUCCAAAGAGACCCCAGACUCGCUCCAAAGAGACCCCAGACUCGCUCCAAAGAGACCCCAGACUCGCUCCAAAGAGACCCCAGACUCGCUCCAAAGAGACCCCAGACUCGCUCCAAAGAGACCCCAGACUCGCUCCAAAGAGACCCCAGACUCGCUCCAAAGAGACCCCAGACUCGCUCCAAAGAGACCCCAGACUCGCUCCAAAGAGACCCCAGACCUCGCUCCAAAGAGACCCCAGACUCGCUCCAAAGAGACCCCAGACUCGCUCCAAAGAGACCCCAGACUCGCUCCAAAGAGACCCCAGACUCGCUCCAAAGAGACCCCAGACUCGCUCCAAAGAGACCCCAGACUCGCUCCCAAAGAGACCCCAGACUCGCUCCAAAGAGACCCCAGACUCGCUCCAAAGAGACCCCAGACUCGCUCCAAAGAGACCCCAGACUCGCUCCAAAGAGACCCCAGACCCGCUCCAAAGAGACCCCAGACUCGCUCCAAAGAGACCCCAGACUCGCUCCAAAGAGACCCCAGACUCGCUCCAAAGAGACCCCAGACCCGCUCCAAAGAGACCCCAGACCUCGCUCCAAAGAGACCCCAGACUCGCUCCAAAGAGACCCCAGACUCGCUCCAAAGAGACCCCAGACUCGCUCCAAAGAGACCCCAGACUCGCUCCAAAGAGACCCCAGACCGCUCCAAAGAGACCCCAGACUCGCUCCAAAGAGACCCCAGACUCGCUCCAAAGAGACCCCAGACUCGCUCCAAAGAGACCCCAGACCUCGCUCCAAAGAGACCCCAGACCCGCUCCAAAGAGACCCCAGACUCGCUCCAAAGAGACCCCAGACUCGCUCCAAAGAGACCCCAGACUCGCUCCAAAGAGACCCCAGACUCGCUCCAAAGAGACCCCAGACUCGCUCCAAAGAGACCCCAGACUCGCUCCAAAGAGACCCCAGACCCUGCUCCAAAGAGACCCCAGACUCGCUCCAAAGAGACCCCAGACCCGCUCCAAAGAGACCCCAGACUCGCUCCAAAGAGACCCCAGACCCGCUCCAAAGAGACCCCAGACUCGCUCCAAAGAGACCCCAGACUCGCUCCAAAGAGACCCCAGACUCGCUCCAAAGAGACCCCAGACUCGCUCCAAAGAGACCCCAGACUCGCUCCAAAGAGACCCCAGACUCGCUCCAAAGAGACCCCAGACUCGCUCCAAAGAGACCCCAGACCCGCUCCAAAGAGACCCCAGACUCGCUCCAAAGAGACCCCAGACCCGCUCCAAAGAGACCCCAGACUCGCUCCAAAGAGACCCCAGACUCGCUCCAAAGAGACCCCAGACUCGCUCCAAAGAGACCCCAACCGCUCCAAAGAGACCCCAGACCCGCUCCAAAGAGACCCCAGACCCGCUCCAAAGAGACCCCAGACUCGCUCCAAAGAGACCCCAGACUCGCUCCAAAGAGACCCCAGACCUGCUCCAAAGAGACCCCAGACUCGCUCCAAAGAGACCCCAGACCUGCUCCAAAGAGACCCCAGACUCGCUCCAAAGAGACCCCAGACUCGCUCCAAAGAGACCUCAGACCCGCUCCAAAGAGACCCCAGACUCGCUCCAAAGAGACCCCAGACCUGCUCCAAAGAGACCCCAGACCCGCUCCAAAGAGACCUCAGACCCGCUCCAAAGAGACCCCAGACUCGCUCCAAAGAGACCCCAGACUCGCUCCAAAGAGACCCCAGACCUGCUCCAAAGAGACCCCAGACCUGCUCCAAAGAGACCCCAGACCCGCUCCAAAGAGACCCCAGACCCGCUCCAAAGAGACCCCAGACUCGCUCCAAAGAGACCCCAGACCUGCUCCAAAGAGACCCCAGACCCGCUCCAAAGAGACCCCAGACUCGCUCCAAAGAGACCUCAGACCCGCUCCAAAGAGACCCCAGACUCGCUCCAAAGAGACCUCAGACCCGCUCCAAAGAGACCCCAGACCUGCUCCAAAGAGACCCCAGACUCGCUCCAAAGAGACCCCAGACUCGCUCCAAAGAGACCCCAGACUCGCUCCAAAGAGACCCCAGACUCGCUCCAAAGAGACCCCAGACCCGCUCCAAAGAGACCCCAGACCCGCUCCAAAGAGACCCCAGACCCGCUCCAAAGAGACCCCAGACUCGCUCCAAAGAGACCCCAGACCUGCUCCAAAGAGACCCCAGACUCGCUCCAAAGAGACCCCAGACCUGCUCCAAAGAGACCCCAGACUCGCUCCAAAGAGACCCCAGACUCGCUCCAAAGAGACCCCAGACCCGCUCCAAAGAGACCCCAGACUCGCUCCAAAGAGACCCCAGACUCGCUCCAAAGAGACCCCAGACCUGCUCCAAAGAGACCCCAGACCUGCUCCAAAGAGACCCCAGACUCGCUCCAAAGAGACCCCAGACUCGCUCCAAAGAGACCCCAGACUCGCUUCAAAGAGACCCCAGACCCGCUCCAAAGAGACCCCAGACCCGCUCCAAAGAGACCCCAGACCUGCUCCAAAGAGACCCCAGACUCGCUCCAAAGAGACCCCAGACUCGCUCCAAAGAGACCCCAGACUCGCUCCAAAGAGACCCCAGACCUGCUCCAAAGAGACCCCAGACUCGCUCCAAAGAGACCCCAGACCUGCUCCAAAGAGACCCCAGACCCGCUCCAAAGAGACCCCAGACUCGCUCCAAAGAGACCCCAGACUCGCUCCAAAGAGACCCCAGACUCGCUCCAAAGAGACCCCAGACCGCUCCAAAGAGACCCCAGACUCGCUCCAAAGAGACCCCAGACCCGCUCCAAAGAGACCCCAGACCCGCUCCAAAGAGACCCCAGACCCGCUCCAAAGAGACCCCAGACCGCUCCAAAGAGACCCCAGACUCGCUCCAAAGAGACCCCAGACUCGCUCCAAAGAGACCCCAGACCGCUCCAAAGAGACCCCAGACCUGCUCCAAAGAGACCCCAGACCCGCUCCAAAGAGACCCCAGACCCGCUCCAAAGAGACCCCAGACCUGCUCCAAAGAGACCCCAGACUCGCUCCAAAGAGACCCCAGACUCGCUCCAAAGAGACCCCAGACCUCGCUCCAAAGAGACCCCAGACUCGCUCCAAAGAGACCCCAGACCUGCUCCAAAGAGACCCCAGACUCGCUCCAAAGAGACCCCAGACCUCGCUCCAAAGAGACCCCAGACUCGCUCCAAAGAGACCCCAGACCCGCUCCAAAGAGACCCCAGACUCGCUCCAAAGAGACCCCAGACUCGCUCCAAAGAGACCCCAGACUCGCUCCAAAGAGACCCCAGACUCGCUCCAAAGAGACCCCAGACCUGCUCCAAAGAGACCCCAGACUCGCUCCAAAGAGACCCCAGACUCGCUCCAAAGAGACCCCAGACUCGCUCCAAAGAGACCCAGACUCGCUCCAAAGAGACCCCAGACCUGCUCCAAAGAGACCCCAGACCUCGCUCCAAAGAGACCCCAGACUCGCUCCAAAGAGACCCCAGACUCGCUCCAAAGAGACCCCAGACUCGCUCCAAAGAGACCCCAGACUCGCUCCAAAGAGACCCCAGACUCGCUCCAAAGAGACCCCAGACCUGCUCCAAAGAGACCCCAGACUCGCUCCAAAGAGACCCCAGACCUGCUCCAAAGAGACCCCAGACUCGCUCCAAAGAGACCCCAGACCUGCUCCAAAGAGACCCCAGACUCGCUCCAAAGAGACCCCAGACUCGCUCCAAAGAGACCCCAGACUCGCUCCAAAGAGACCCCAGACUCGCUCCAAAGAGACCCCAGACUCGCUCCAAAGAGACCCCAGACUCGCUCCAAAGAGACCCCAGACUCGCUCCAAAGAGACCCCAGACUCGCUCCAAAGAGACCCCAGACUCGCUCCAAAGAGACCCCAGACCUGCUCCAAAGAGACCCCAGACUCGCUCCAAAGAGACCCCAGACUCGCUCCAAAGAGACCCCAGACUCGCUCCAAAGAGACCCCAGACUCGCUCCAAAGAGACCCCAGACUCGCUCCAAAGAGACCCCAGACCCGCUCCAAAGAGACCCCAGACUCGCUCCAAAGAGACCCCAGACUCGCUCCAAAGAGACCCCAGACUCGCUCCAAAGAGACCCCAGACUCGCUCCAAAGAGACCCCAGACCCGCUCCAAAGAGACCCCAGACUCGCUCCAAAGAGACCCCAGACCGCUCCAAAGAGACCCCAGACUCGCUCCAAAGAGACCCCAGACCUGCUCCAAAGAGACCCCAGACUCGCUCCAAAGAGACCCCAGACUCGCUCCAAAGAGACCCCAGACUCGCUCCAAAGAGACCCCAGACUCGCUCCAAAGAGACCCCAGACUCGCUCCAAAGAGACCCCAGACCCGCUCCAAAGAGACCCCAGACCCGCUCCAAAGAGACCCCAGACUCGCUCCAAAGAGACCCCAGACCCGCUCCAAAGAGACCCCAGACCUGCUCCAAAGAGACCCCAGACUCGCUCCAAAGAGACCCCAGACUCGCUCCAAAGAGACCCCAGACUCGCUCCAAAGAGACCCCAGACCCGCUCCAAAGAGACCCCAGACCCGCUCCAAAGAGACCCCAGACUCGCUCCAAAGAGACCCCAGACUCGCUCCAAAGAGACCCCAGACCUGCUCCAAAGAGACCCCAGACCUGCUCCAAAGAGACCCCAGACCCGCUCCAAAGAGACCCCAGACUCGCUCCAAAGAGACCCCAGACUCGCUCCAAAGAGACCCCAGACUCGCUCCAAAGAGACCCCAGACCUGCUCCAAAGAGACCCCAGACUCGCGCUCCAAAGAGACCCCAGACCCGCUCCAAAGAGACCCCAGACCUCGCUCCAAAGAGACCCCAGACCCGCUCGCUCCAAAGAGACCCCAGACCCGCUCCAAAGAGACCCCAGACCCGCUCUGCUCCAAAGAGACCCCAGACUCGCUCCAAAGAGACCCCAGACUCGCUCCAAAGAGACCCCAGACCCGCUCUGCUCCAAAGAGACCCCAGACUCGCUCCAAAGAGACCCCAGACCCGCUCCAAAGAGACCCCAGACUCGCUCCAAAGAGACCCCAGACCACCAGACCGCUCCAAAGAGACCCCAGACCGCUCCAAAGAGACCCCAGACUCGCUCCAAAGAGACCCCAGACCCGCUCCAAAGAGACCCCCCAGACCCGCUCCAAAGAGACCCCAGACGCUCCAAAGAGACCCCAGACUCGCUCCAAAGAGACCCCAGACCCGCUCCAAAGAGACCCCAGACUCGCUCCAAAGAGACCCCAGACUCGCUCCAAAGAGACCCCAGACCCGCUCCAAAGAGACCCCAGACUCGCUCCAAAGAGACCCCAGACCCGCUCCAAAGAGACCCCAGACCUGCUCUGCUCCAAAGAGACCCCAGACUCGCUCCAAAGAGACCCCAGACCCGCUCCAAAGAGACCCCAGACCCGCUCCAAAGAGACCCCAGACUCGCUCCAAAGAGACCCCAGACUCGCUCCAAAGAGACCCCAGACCUCGCUCCAAAGAGACCCCAGACCCGCUCUGCUCCAAAGAGACCCCAGACUCGCUCCAAAGAGACCCCAGACCCGCUCCAAAGAGACCCCAGACUCGCUCCAAAGAGACCCCAGACCCGCUCCAAAGAGACCCCAGACUCGCUCCAAAGAGACCCCAGACUCGCUCCAAAGAGACCCCAGACUCGCUCCAAAGAGACCCCAGACCCGCUCCAAAGAGACCCCAGACUCGCUCCAAAGAGACCUCAGACCCGCUCCAAAGAGACCCCAGACUCGCUCCAAAGAGACCCCAGACUCGCUCCAAAGAGACCCCAGACUCGCUCCAAAGAGACCCCAGACCCGCUCCAAAGAGACCCCAGACUCGCUCCAAAGAGACCCCAGACCUGCUCCAAAGAGACCCCAGACCCGCUCCAAAGAGACCCCAGACCCGCUCCAAAGAGACCCCAGACUCGCUCCAAAGAGACCCAGACUCGCUCCAAAGAGACCCCAGACUCGCUCCAAAGAGACCCCAGACCCGCUCCAAAGAGACCCCAGACCGCUCCAAAGAGACCCCAGACCUGCUCCAAAGAGACCCCAGACCCGCUCCAAAGAGACCCCAGACUCGCUCCAAAGAGACCCCAGACUCGCUCCAAAGAGACCCCAGACUCGCUCCAAAGAGACCCCAGACCUGCUCCAAAGAGACCCCAGACCUGCUCCAAAGAGACCCCAGACUCGCUCCAAAGAGACCCCAGACCUGCUCCAGAGACCCCAGACUCGCUCCAAAGAGACCCCAGACUCGCUCCAAAGAGACCCCAGACCCGCUCCAAAGAGACCCCAGACUCGCUCCAAAGAGACCCCAGACUCGCUCCAAAGAGACCCCAGACCCGCUCCAAAGAGACCCCAGACUCGCUCCAAAGAGACCCCAGACUCGCUCCAAAGAGACCCCAGACUCGCUCCAAAGAGACCCCAGACUCGCUCCAAAGAGACCCCAGACUCGCUCCAAAGAGACCUCAGACUCGCUCCAAAGACCUGAUUACGCAUGUGGCCUGACGGACCCUGCCCACGUGGAGUCGCUGCAGGAGAAGGCCCAGGUGGCUCUGACAGAGUACGAGCGCCAUCAGUACCCCAACCAGCCCCAGCGCUUCGGCCGCCUGCUGCUGCGCCUGCCUGCCCUGCGUGCCGUGCCCGCCAACCUCAUCUCCCAGCUCUUCUUCAUGAGGUUGGUCGGGAAGACGCCCAUCGAGACUCUGAUCCGGGACAUGCAGCUGUCAGGAAGCUCCAUCAGCUGGCCGUAUGUGCCGGGCCAGUGA
Molecule: messenger RNA, 9453 nt
Organism: Knipowitschia caucasica
Lineage: Eukaryota; Metazoa; Chordata; Actinopteri; Gobiiformes; Gobiidae
Source: the annotation of a GenBank genome assembly